Zygosaccharomyces rouxii is the source of this 3075-nucleotide messenger RNA. It is a transcript of the gene PEP5, whose product is annotated as tethering complex subunit PEP5. The transcript has a single exon. The record is from RefSeq and is a predicted model, not a curated record. The coding region runs from base 1 to 3075 and encodes 1024 amino acids. Gene Ontology annotation, molecular function: protein-macromolecule adaptor activity; protein binding. Gene Ontology annotation, cellular component: HOPS complex; endosome. Lineage: Eukaryota; Fungi; Ascomycota; Saccharomycetes; Saccharomycetales; Saccharomycetaceae. Gene Ontology annotation, biological process: intracellular protein transport; endosome organization; organelle fusion.
AUGUUCUUUGCAUCAUGGAGACAAUUCCAAUUCUAUGAAAAUACUCCGAUACGGGAUCCACUGCUGGGCAGUGAUUCACCUCUCUAUUCCGAUCCUACUCUAUCAGCAGCUUCACCCAUUAAUAAAAAUAGGUUUGCCCUUGCAGUUAGAUCUAAUCAUUUGAAGAUAAUAAAUUUAAGUGAAUCUAAAGUAGAGCACGAAUUUCAAGCUUUCGAAGAUAGUUUCCAAAUUACUCAUAUAGAGACUGUAAAUCAAGGGUUUCUGUUAGCUGUGGGGGAAGCAUUAGGUAAACCCUCAUUGAUUAAGAUUUACAAGUUGGAUAAGUUACCUAAUAAUCCUAAAUCUUAUCAUUCAGUCAUAGAAGUGAGAAACGGUAAUAACACUUUCCCUAUAUCCGUGGUUGCCACUAGUAAAGAUCUAAGUUGCAUAGCUGUUGGAUUCGUUAGUGGUAAAAUUAUACUAAUCAGAGGAGAUUUAUUACGAGAUAGAGGAUCUAGACAGAGGAUAAUUUACGAGGAUGUGGGAAAGGAACCGGUUACUUCAUUAGAGUUCAAUUUGGAUGCUUCCGUAUGCUUCGCGGCUACCACAACUCGAAUCAUGAUGUUCAAUACUACAGGUCGUAAUAGAGGACAACCUGAUCUUAUUUUGGAUUCUCAACAUGGGCUCAGUCUGAAUUGCAGUUGUUUCAGUCCCUACAACAAUGAAUAUAUCUGUAGCGUCGAGGGUUCUAUUGAUUUCUAUAUGGAUGGCGGAGAAAAGAAGUCCUUGGUGACGGAACUUUCAGGAGUAAAAAGAAUCUAUCCUGUGGAUGAGGAUCACAUUUUAGUGGUGGUAGAGGCAGAAUAUGCAAAGUCUGCUGUCCUAGAAGUGGAGGAAUUCUCGCAGUCGAACUCCAACAGAGUUAUUAUACUUGAUCUCAAGAAUCAAGUUGUCUCACUAAACGUAUUUAUCGCUAGCGCUAUCAUUGAUGUAUUUUCAGUGACCCAAGAUAAAAAGGAAAUCGUGUUGUUAUUGACUUCAGAGGGAGUCAUAGUAAAGAUAACUGAAAAAUCUUUGGAGGAACAAUUGGAUAUCGUCAUUCAGAAAGAAUUGUUCCCCUUUGCCCUUGAACUAGCUAAGCAACAUUCUUUGGAACCUCUAAAGAUUCAAAAUAUUCAUAGAAAAUACGGUGAUUGGCUCUACAAAAAGGGUUCAAGGACUGAAGCGGUGGAGCAGUAUGUGGAAUGCUUAGAUGUAGUAGAAUCUAGCGAGAUCAUUUCAAAAUUUGGCAUUAAUGAAUCACCGGACCCCAGAGGUCUAGGAAAUUUAGCAAACUAUCUUUGGUCUUUGAUCAAGGAGAACAGAUCCCAUUCUGAUCACGUAACUCUACUUCUGAUCGCCUUAGUCAAACUGAAGGCCGAAAAUGAAAUAAAUUACUUCAUUCAACAUUUCACAAGGUCAGGAGAAUUUUCUCAGGAACUCAUCAGUCAGGAUAUGGAUGAUGAGUCUUUUUUUUACUCAGAUAAGAAUUUAUUCGAUCUAGACCUGGUAUUGGGAUUACUCCAGGAUUCUAAAUUUGAACAACUUGCAUAUCACCUGGCCUGCAAAUUUGCUAAAGAUCCCGCCGUCAUUGUGGAAAUUUUACUUAAUACACUGGAUGACCCUCAUGGCGCUAUAAGAUACAUCAGAAGUUUAUCAAUUGACGAAACUUUACGAGUCUUGGUGACCUAUUCUAAGCAGUUGUUAGAAAAAUGCCCGAACGAUACUAAUAUUCUUUUAAUCGAUGUUUUUACGGGUAAAUUCAAGAGAACCGACUACAACGUAGACUUAAAGGAACCAGAGCAUCCGCAUGAUGAUUUCACAACGGUGUUUUACAGUUACAAGACUUUCCUAAGGUAUAUUAACAAUGUGACCGGCGGGGAAGAUGAGGCAGAAGUAAAGGGUUCUAUGGCUCCAACUUAUCAUCCACCAAGAGCUUCAUUAAUUUUUAAUGCUUUUAUUUCUAAACCAUUCGAGUUUGUGGUUUUCUUGGAAGCUUGUUUGGAGAGCUAUCAGAGAUAUGAAGGUUCGAAAGAGGACAAACAAGUAAUACUGACCACACUUUACGAUUUGUAUUUGACACUGGCAAACGAAGAUGUACCUGAACGUCAAGAAGAUUGGAGAUCUCGUGCAGCAAAAGUGCAUAAUGAAAGUGAGAAGCUAGUUACCAUCAAUGAAAAUGCUACCUCGAGAACUACACAGUCUAAUAAACCCAUUGACAAUUCCUUAAUGAUGUUAAUUUCCCACAUGAAUCAAAUAGAUAUCCAUUCGCCUGGGGAAGGUUCCACUGCUGAGCUUGACAAGGGUGCGAGGGCUUCAUUAGUGAAUACUUUCCGUUCUAUGAUUUUGACCAACGACCCUCCAAAAUGUAUGGAAUAUUUAGAAAAGCACGAGAGGCAAGAGCCAUACCUUUAUUGUGUUGCCCUCAAAUACUUCAUUUCCUCCAAGGAAGUUCUUCAGAAGAUCGGUGGUGAGACCGUUCUCAAGAACAAAGUUCUAACAAAGAUAAUCGAAAAGGAACUAAUGUCAGUUGUGGAACUAAUCGGUUUACUGGGCUCCACAGAUGUUGCCACCUACGGGCUAGUCCAAGAUAUCUUAAUCAAACACGUUCGUCAGGAGCAGGAUCAGAUAUCGAGAAACAAAAAAUUGAUUAGUUCAUAUGAGGCGGAACUAGAGAGUAAAAAGAGGGAACUAGAGGAACUUUUACAUUCUGAUGAACCUUUACAAGUGAAUAUCAAGAACAAGACUUGCUUUAUGUGUCAUACUGCCCUAGAAUUGCCAAUUGUAUUUUUCAAGUGUCGUCACAUCUAUCAUCAAAGAUGCCUAAAUGAGGAGGAAAGUGCUAAGGAGGGAAGAAGACUUUUUAGAUGUCCAAGAUGCAUGGCUGAACUCGAAACUUCAGAAAAGAUUUUCCAGACCCAGCAAGAAAUGAGCAAGAAAACUGAUCUGUUGAAGAUCGCUCUUGACAAUGGCGACGACUCCGAAGAUCGAUUCAAAAUCGUUACAGAAUUCAUAGGUAGAGGGGGCUUGGAAUACUCACAUGUAACAUUAGAAUAA